Sclerotinia trifoliorum is the source of this 1504-nucleotide messenger RNA. The record is from the annotation of a GenBank genome assembly. NCBI's taxonomy places the organism in Eukaryota, Fungi, Ascomycota, Leotiomycetes, Helotiales, Sclerotiniaceae.
UCUAAAUAAUUGUUAGCGCCACUUUAGAUAAUUAGAAUUAUUCCAAACCCUUAUCUCGGAGAGACAAUACCUACAGUAAUCUCUCACUGCACCGAUAAAAUUUCUUUGAUUACAAUCACCCCAUUUACAUUUCAUUUAUUUUUUCCCACUUCAAACAAACACUAAUAAAAUACAAAUUUGGAUUCAAUUCCAGAUCUUCCAUCAUGGUACAAUUCUCCAACCAAGAUGGAAACAAGGAGGAAGCAGAGAAGGAACAGAGGGAAUUCAAUGGCGGAAUUUCCAAGCGCAAGUCCGAAAGUAGUUGGGAAGGCGGAGAAAUGACGAAGAAGAAAAAGAGGAAGUCAAAGGCAAAUGGUCAUCAUGGACAUGGACAUCGAAGACAUAGUGUCAGCACCAAACCGGCGAGAGAUCCAAGAGAUGAGGCUGCAGAUACUCCGGAAGAGACUCCUGUUGAGGUUUCAAGAAGUCCCAGUCCAGUCAUUGAUUUUGAUGGUUUGAGUCGGCCUAGUAUGUCGUCAUCCUCUUCCAUCCCAGCCGGGCUUAAGCAAAUUGGUAUUUUUUCGCUCUUGUAGCUAAUAUAAAUUUUAGGCAAAGGCGCGCGAGAACGUCUUGAUGAAUCCCCAGAACAAGCAGCUGUCCGAAUGUCAAAAUUGACAGGCGCAGUUCGCACAAUUCUUGAAUGUAUAGGUGAAGAUCCGGAUCGAGAAGGUCUCUUAGCCACUCCCGAGCGAUACGCAAAAGCAAUGCUAUACCUCACGAAAGGAUAUCAGGAAAAUGUUAGGGACAUUGUCAAUGAUGCAAUUUUCCAUGAGGACCAUAAUGAAUUAGUAAUUGUCAAAGAUAUCGAGGUCUUCAGUAUGUGCGAGCAUCACAUGGUUCCAUUCACUGGAAAGGUAAGCUUGUCUCUUUGAUGUUGUUGGAAGCCAUGGAAGCUUACAUUGAUGAAUCGCAGAUGCACAUUGGUUAUAUCCCAGAUCGAAAUGUCAUCGGUAUUUCAAAGUUGCCUCGAAUUGCGGACAUGUUUUCACGAAGGCUACAAAUUCAAGAGAGGCUUACAAAAGAUGUCGCACAUGCCGUUAUGGAAAUUCUCAAACCACAGGGCGUAGCAGUUGUCAUGGAAUCGAGCCACUUAUGCAUGGUCAUGCGUGGAGUGGAGAAAACGAGUGCUACGACGAUUACGAGUUGUGUUCUUGGUUGCAUAGAAAAAAGAGAGAAGACUAGAAAUGAGUUUUUUAGUUUGGUGGGCUUGAAUAGAAGAUAGAUAAUUGGCAAAAGGGGUGGUACAUUUGCCUUUGCAUUUUGCGGCGUUUUGGGUUUAAGGUACGAUGGUCUUCAACACUACCAUGGGAAGGCGUUCAUUCUUUGGUCUUAACGCCAUUUGUGUCUAUAUUGGAUAAUAUUUUUACGCUAGGUCUUUGACCUUGAACUCAACAAAUCCGAACUGGAAAGACGACCAACUUUGUUGUCAUGUUUUCACUAUAUGGUUCUUACCACAUAUAGCCAU